Molecule: messenger RNA, 10913 nt
Organism: Poecile atricapillus (Black-capped chickadee)
Lineage: Eukaryota; Metazoa; Chordata; Aves; Passeriformes; Paridae
Exons: 2
Coding region: 1458-2393 (311 amino acids)
Source: RefSeq, a predicted model, not a curated record
GGGGAAACUGGACGGGGAUCAGCCACUCCCCGUGCGGAGAAGGGUGGGGGACACACCAGAUGGGGAGGUGGGAGUGGUGGUUGGAUGCCUGUGGGUGUCAACACAAAGGGAAGAGGACCUUGGCUGGGCCUUUGGAGCUGGCUGUGGUGUCUGAGGAGUGAGGAGGUAUCGCAUCCCCCCGGAGCCUGAGUCACCAGCACGGGAGGAGGACGCUGCUCUAUGGCUCUGCCUUCCCAGUGUUUAAGCUGGGCCCUGCUCAGUGCCUGUGCUGGCACCAGAAGGGCUGGGACAGUGUCAGGGGCCUGAGCUGUUGGCUGUGGCUGCCUGUGUCCAUGCAGGUGGGUGGGGGAUGUGAUGCCACUCUCUGAAACACUGAUUUGGAGCCUGUGCCCCAUGUUAAUGCAGAGAACAAUGCAGAUCCAGUGUUAAUUACUCUCCCCCCUCUCACUUCAUCCACCCAGCAGCCUGGCUGGUCUCUACUAUUGACAAGUUUAAUGUGCUGGGUAACAGAGAUGCCACCAAACCAGAGCCUCUUCACUGAGUUCAAAAUGAUGCUUCCAGGGAUUGUAUUUUUCCCUGUGUCCCCUCCAACACGCACCUGGCAGCAGGUACCCAGGUCUGCCUGAGCCAUGAGUUUGGGAACAGGGAUGAGGCUGCUCUCCCUGGGUGGGAGGAAGCAGCAUUUCACAUCCUGAUACCUUGGGAUUUAGAUCCCAAAGAUGAAGGUCUCCAGCUGAUGGAUUUCAGCUACGGCCAGCAAGUGGGCAAUCAGGCUGAGCCCCAGAGAGCUGCUGCUGGAAGAUCCCUCCCUUGUAAGCUGGUUGGCCACUGGUCAGGCUGGUGGUCAGUGGCCAAGGUCAGCUGAUGGAGCAAACUGGUACUGGCUGGAGGGCUGGGAAGUGGCUCCUGUGUGCUGUGCCGGCCUUGCAGGCACUCUCCUCUCCUGGAGGGAGCUAUCAGUCCCACUGGUGAGGCAGCCAUGCCCUCCUGCCCGCCAGAUGCCAGCCAGCAAUAGCAUGUUUAUCUUUGAGCUGCAAAGUACUUUGUGAUUAUAAGCAAAUGCCUCUGCGUGACAGUAAUUAUUGUAUUCAUAAUAUUAAUAAUACCCCUGGUAGGUGAAUUAGUAGCGGUGUCUGUGCCACAGACAGGAGAGGGUGGGAAGGAGAGGAUGAGAUUUAUCUGGGAUGGAUGGCAAACCCCCUUGGCAGAGCUGGAAGCAAUCCCAGCUUUCAAACCGCUGGGCUGUGCUCGUCCAUCCAUAGCUGAGUUGUGGAUGUGUGUGAGUGACAGAGGGAGUGCUUUUUAUCUCAUGAAAAAUAAGUAUUCUCAGAGUUUUCUGCCUCCUGUGUGGGUAGCUGCCAGCUGCUCCCAUCUUUUGGAUCUCUGGAGAAAGGAAACCUGUUUGUGCAGGCCGGGGCCCGCGGGCUGCGUGCGGAGCAGGUGGCAGUGCUCAUGGAAUGCCUGCAGGUCGGAUGGCACCACGGCUGCCAUGUGAUGCCAAGGGCCCUUCAGGGAUUUCCCUGAGGGCUCUUUGCUCUGGUGACCCUGAAACAUUGCUGAGAGUGUUGUUGGCAAAGCAAACCCUGCUGUCAGCGCAAAUGCCCCGGUGGUCUCAGAGCGCUCGUACGCCGAGUGCUGGCACAGCACAGGUUGGGCUCGCUGCCCACGCUGCCAUGCUGGGAAGAGCUGGGUGCAGAUGGAAAUCAAAAGCAGAGCAGCAAAGGGUCUGGAGUUUAGAAGGAAGGCAGGAAUGUUGGAAUGGUUACCGAGUGCCCUGCGUGGAGCAGGGGUGCUGGCUCGCUCCCCGGUGUGUGGGCUGCUGUGGGCAGAGGCCCUGCGGGAGCAGGCGGCAGGAACGCUGUCGGGAAGGUGCGGGUUUCCAUUUCCCAGCACAUGAGUCACCUCCCUGUGCUGCAGCAGCAGGGGCAGCAGCGGGAGCCAGGGGGCCGAGCCGCCCCUGUGGGCCUGUGGGAGGCUGGCGGGACGCGGGGAGCAGUCCCACCCUCCUGCAUCCCAAAUUGCCAGGAAGCGUUGCUGGGGAGCCGGCUGGAGUCAGAGCUUGGCUGUGUCCACUCCACAGAGCUGGAUCUAACUUUGCAGUUGGACCAAACAGCCUCUGGAGAUCUCCUCCUACUGAAAUGCUCCUGCAAAUCUGGGAGCAGAGCGUGGCUGUGUCCUUCCCAUCACACAGGCUUGACACUCAGCUUGCAGUAGCAGGAGGAGAUCCGUGGGCUUGGGGCUGGGAGGGAGAUCUGAGCCUCUUUCCCCUGCUCUUUGGGGUUGUUCUCUUCAGGGAUAGCUGCUCCCUCCCUUCCCUGCUGUAUUCCCAGGUCUCUGGAGCCCCAGCUACGCCUGAGAAGUUUGUAAAUGUGCUUGUUGCUCCAUGGCUGUAACAAAUCCUUGGUGCUGAGAUACAGUGGUGCUGGCAGUCGUGAUGUGGUGUCAGUGGCAUAACAGUCACAAUGUGGGGAAUUCUAUUAAAUAAUUAACCCCUGAAUAAGAGCUUUUAAGUAGAGUCAGGUAUUAAGAAAAAGGAAAGUUAACAAUUAAAUGCUGUGUUAAGCACCUGUCUUCCCUCUUACUUACACCAAACACAAUCCUGCCCCAUCUCAGCCUCAGUUUCUCCCAUUUUUGGAUUAUGCUUGGUCUGUCCCAGACCUUCAGUGAAGCAGUGGGCAGCACAGGAGGUUGGGACUCAUUCAUGAUAAUUUAUAUCUGCUGCUCUUUGCUUUUUUACUCCUAUUCUUUCGCUGUGGUGUGGGUUGGCUGUGACCUCUCAGGGGUGCCCCUGUCCUGGCACGUGUCCCCCUAUGGGAUUUGUGACAUGUCCUCUGUGUCUCUGCUCCCAGCCACUGCCACUUUGUCAUAAACCAACCAACCGCAAGGUCACCAUGUGCUCUUCUGACAGGAUGACUUUUUCUGUGCUGUGUUUAAACUGGUUUCAAAACCAGCCAGCUGUGAGCAGCACGUGGCAUUUCACAUCCUCCUCCCACGCAGGUCACUGCUGUGGUUACCUGAACCCUGCAGUGGGUGCCAGGGCUCAGGUAGGCACCACCAGGGCUCUGUGGCCUGUGCCCAGUGCAGCUGAGCUUGCCUCUCCCCAGAGAUAGCACCAGGCACGCUGGAGCUGGUCUCAGCUGCCUGUGCAGCCGGGCAGCACUGGGAAGAUCCUGGGAGAUGAAUUGGGUCUGUUGUUUUCUCUGACACAGGAAGCCAAAGAAUUCCCACAUGAAGUGCAUCCCCUGCUGUUCAGCAUCAAACAGUGUGUUCCUGCUUUGUCCUGGGAGAAAUGCAGCCAGUGAGGGUCCCGCUGACCCGGCUGCCUCCUCCUGUCAGGAGCACUUCAGGUGUGAAAAAGCUUCUUGCAGACCUCAAACCCACGGGGCAAGGAGCGCCAACCCAAGGCAGGGAGGCAGAGAGAGGUGGCCACUCUACAUGGCAGAGACUUGCUGGUGCUUUCCAGGAUGGGGCAUAAGUGGCUAAACAGUGUUUUGGGCCAUCCUGGGCUCUGGCUGGGACGGGACCGUAGUGGGGUGGCCCGUUUUAACAGUUUGGUAGCCAUCUGCACAACCAACUCACAGAGAAGUUUGGAUCCCUUUAUCCUGACCACAAACACUCCAAGAAUUUUAAUUUUUUUUUAAUUCUGUAAUUUGGAGGAAUAAAACUCUGGUUUCUGAAAAGACUAAUUGAAGCCGUGCUUGCGGCAGGGGCAUCUCGGUGAGUGGAGAGAGAGAAACCCCCUCCCAGCCCAUCUGUGCCCAAUUUACUCCGAUCUGGCCUCACUGAGGCUUUUUUCUUUCUCUCUCUCUUUAAUAAUUUGUUUUAUAAUUCCUGGAAUCAAACCCAUCUCAGACACACUGUUUUAUUUUACUGUAUUAUUGGAUUAUACUUCCUAUAAAUCACUGGAUGUUAUUCAUAGGCCACCACCAGAAUAACUUCCCCUCUCCCCCCCCCCUCGAUGGUCCUGCAUUCCAAACAAGCACACACCAAGGUGGGGGUGCAGCAGCACGGGGCACCCUAGAGACACUUCCCGGAAAUCCCAGCAAAUUUGCCUGGCUGCGGGUGUGAAGCAUCAGGCUGCAGCACCUGGAUGCCUUCUGGCACUCUGGGCCGGUCGCACUGUGCCGUGUGGAGGUUGUUAGGAGGUCGGGGUUAGGUGGAAGUGGAGAGGGGAGGGGGCUGCCAUAUGUGCAUCCUCAGCACAUGUAGGGAAUGAAGUUGCAUCCCCCAGGGCCGAGCAGAGUCAGGGCACAGAGGCACAAGGAAGGUCUGGCCAAGUGCGUUGCUUUAGCUGAGGAUUGGGAAAGUGGAAGAGCAGAGGAAAGUGACAGUUUGGGCAGGGUGACCCGUGCAUCUGCUCUGCCAAGGGCAGUGGGCGAGGAGGAAAACCAGCUAGCCCUGGCAGAGGAACUGUGCUGAUGCAGACCCUGGCUCUGUUUUCUUGAGCUGAUGAUCCAUGGCUGGAUUCUCUGUUCACGGUGGUGUCAGCUGGGAAACCUUGAAGGCUCGUGCAGAAAGGGAGGUUUCACAGCAGCAGCUUCAGAGCAGUAUCUGUGGCUUUUGUCACACCACUGUCCUCAGGCCAGGGCUGAGCAGGUCCGUGCUGCAGGGGUUGGAGAGACUGCCUGGCUCAGAGAGGAGCUGCUGUCACACAGCACGUGGCCCUGCUUGCUCCUUGAACACUGACACCAGCUUGGGACGUGGAUCUUGCCCAAGUCUUGAUACACACAAGGAAAGAUGUGUAGGUCAGUGCAAAUCCCCUGCAGCGCUUAAGCAGGUACGGGACUUCCUGUUUUCAUUGGAGAGGACAGCUCAGAGCCCUGAGAUGAGGCUGUGCUGUGGUAACCAGCAGCUGGCUCCGCUGCCAUCCCGCCCUUCUCGCAGCCCUGGGCUGGACACAGCAGGUCUUGCUUUGCUGACCACACCUGCUCAGGCUUGCAGCCUGAACCCUUAAAAUAUCCCUGGAGAUGAUGCAGAGGCUGGUGGUGUCUGCCCUCAGCAGAGCCUCAGCUCUGACCAUUGCCACGAGCUCAUUUCUGCCACUUGGACCCAGCUCUGCUCAAAGAGCUGACUGCAGCAUCAGAAGAGGCUCAGAGGAAGCACCUUCUGAUCACCUGUGGCAGCCUCAUCUCGAUGUCUUCUGAUGAAGCUCUAACCACAUCUUACAUGUUGGAGCUGACAAAAGGUGAAGACAGUCAAAUGCAAGAGAGUCCAAUGCAUUUGCCUGAGUUUAAAAAUAGCAAUGCUGUGGGUAACUGCCUUGGUUUGGUGGAGUUUUAAAACUAGACACAAAAGAAAGCUUAAUAAACCUCAGGCUGUAGAUAGCAGCAGAAGCAACUUGAUCUUUCCCUGUCUGGGGAGCAGAACUGAGUCCUUUUCUCUUAAUUCCCCUCUUCGUGCGGUAAAUACAGACUUCAGCUGUGGGCUGUGACACCUUUGGGCUAAACCACCAGGAGGCUGAUGAAGAUGUCACACUGCUGGGCUGUGUCUGGGGGUUGCUAAGUAUCUGCAGCCUGUGCUCCAUUGAGAGCAGAGCCUGAGGUCCCUCCACCUGCCUGGGGGACUCGGUUUGUAGUGCAAAGCCCACUUGAUGCAGGGAGGCUGGAGUUGAGCAAUUUGACAUCUGGCUUUCUCUGGGUGCUGGGGCUUUGGUUGAUGUACAGCAAUUGUGGGCUGAGGUGUGUGCACUGAAAUCUCCAGCUGCACCUGGCAGUCGCUGUGUGACUGUCCCUCUGGGACUGGGCAGUGCUGCCUUUAGCAGGGUGGUGUUAAGACAUAACACUUCUCAAGGCUUUAAGUUUGGAGGAACUGGAUGUUUAAUUUAUCCUUUCCCUCCUUUCACAUUGCUGCUUGUAUUUGCUUUGCAUUUGACUGGUAAUCAGGAGAGGAAACCCAGAGGAGGGCUGGGUGAUUCUGGUGUCCAUCCUUGCCCGUGCUGCCUGCCUUGCACAGGGGCUCCUGGCUGGAGCAAAGGGCUUUUACACUGAACCUGCUGUUUAGUGAUAUCUGCAACUCCCUGUGUCCAGACACAGCCCAGACCUUGAGAUGUGUGAGCAGGAGGAAGGGUUGAAGUGGUGCAGGGAGUGAUACCUGCAUUGCUCAUCUCAGGAGCCACACAACUUCCCGUGCUGAGCCUCCUAAGGGACACGUACGUGUCCAGAGAUGGCAGCUGACCCUCCAGGGUUUCUCCCCUGAGCCACCGGGAGUGUUGGAGGUUGGCACAGUUGCUGGGAACUGUCGGCGCCUUUCCCUUCAGGGAAGGAAGCUGUCUCGGACUUGAGACACAUCAGUAAAGUUCAGGUAAAAUAAUUCUGGCCCAGACGUGUCUUCAGAGUCCUGCUCUCGGGCUCUUGAGGCUGGUGGCAGCAAUGUUUAGACCAAAGUCUUCCUUUGCUUAUUCCCCUCUGUUUCCUGUUUAAAAGGCAGAUUGUCACAUAUUUGGGGAUUUAUUUACCGUAAUUGGAGUUAUUUUCCUGGCUGCUGGCUUCUGCCCUCUGAUGCAAGACUCCUUAGUGAAAUGUGUGUCCAGAAAGCCAUGUGACUUUUUUUCCCCUUGCCACAAGUGCCAGCAGGAGAUGCAAUAAUCAACGCGCUGCAGGGAAUUUCCACUGGCAGUUCAGGUUUCUGAAAUCUAGACGUUGGCUUGGGAGGCAAAAGAUUGGGCAGGGCUUUGUGGCAGGGAAGGGAAAGGUUUCCAGCAAAAUUGAGUGUUUGCUGGUGUGUCAGACUCUCCACUCCUGCCCUCCAGCUCAAGUGCAGCAAAGUCCCCAUCGAGUGGUGUUGGAUGAGCUUGCUGGGGGCUUCUGCCUGGUCUGCCUGUCACACAAGCACAUCCUUACAUUUGUCCUUGAAGCUGUUCCACAAGGUGAUACCAGGAUCUCAUUUCAGGGCAACAAAUUGAGGGGAAAUGAUUUGUAAACACAAAGCCUGAGUCUGUUUUAGAGCCAAGCUUCAGCAGCCCAAGCAGCAAAUCAGGACAGAGUCAGUGACAGGUGAGGUGAGGUUGGAGAGGCUUUGCUGUGGUUCCAAGGCAUGGCCAGCUCUGCAAACGCUGAAUCCAACCACUAUUUAGAUGAAGAAGCAGCGUUGCUGUGUAAAAUGAAAGGCAGGAAAUGGAGCAGUGGCACACUGUGUCCAUCUGUCCUGCUGUGGAAUGAGAAAGGGGGUGCUGAGGCAGCUGUCCCAGGCCUCUGCAUCUCCCCAGCUUUGGUGGUGGAGAAGGUGGGGUGCCAGGGAGUCAGAGUGAGGUGCACCAGGUGCAGCAGCUUUGGUGAAGCUUUAGAUGUUUGCAGCGUGACAGGAAGUCCUUUUGCUUUUAAAGAGAUAUUUCUGAUUCUUUAAUGUGCCUUGCACCUUUGAUUUCCUCACGCUUUUAAGUCAAUUACUGUAUUUCUGUUUAAUUCUUUGAGAGAACACUGUAUAAUUAGACUAAGUAUGCUGCUUUGUGAAGUUGUGAAACUCUUGAUUGAGCUUGCGGGGCUGUUUUAUAACCUUCCAGGUGUAGGCAAGGAGGGCAGGUUUGGGUGCAGCCUGCCAGCUUGGUGAGAGUAGUUCCUUGCCAGGGGCUGCCCCACGGGCUCAUCCCCUGCCAGCUCCAUCCUGCCUUCCUCUUUUCAUGGGCUGCAGUCACUCUGGGAAUCCUGUGCCUGGUGCUGGGGGGGCUUGUUGGGAUCUCUUCUUGCCUCAAUGUUGAGAUCAGGAACGGCAGCACAGCCAAGGCUGUGCUUGUACUCUUGUGUGUAUCUGAGGAAUUGAACAGGUUUAGGGGUGGAGAACUUUUAUUUUCCCUAAUUGGGCUGUGUGUGCUAUGCAGCACAGAGCUGGCUGUGCCUGUGCUAAGUGACAGGAGGAAGGUGUGACCUUGAGGUGUCACCCUGGCUGUGUGAUGCUCACUCCAGCUUCACUGAGCAGGACAGUUUAACCCCGGCUGAGUGACAGCCCUGAAGAUCCAUGGGCCAUCCCUAAUGGAAAGGUCAACUUUAAUGCUGGUCAUUGUGGCAGGUGAUGGCCAUGGUGGCCUUAGGGCUGGCUGGUAGGUGACACACAGAGGGCACAAGUGAUUUGUCUGCCCCCGAGACUCUCAGGUCCCACCCCAGAGAAGCAGACAGGAGCGUGUUGCUGUGGAAUGGGAAGGAGAUACCCCAUGGGGAUGGGUUUGGCUGUGGAGUUUCUCCAUUCCCCCUUCUCCCAUCCCUCCUGGGAUCAUCUGGCCCCCUGACCCAGGCUCAGUGAACUCCCGGCGCUUCUCCGCUGGCCCCGGGGCGUCUUGCGAAAGCAGCGCCUGCUCUGCGGGUGAUGGCACGGGGAUGGAGAAGGAGGCUCCGGCUGCCAAAGGCGCGUUGGGAACAGCAUAAACCCUUCAGCCCGAGGAGCCAAGGGCUGACAACCCUCGUGCCUGGUGCUGGGAGCGGAGCUGGUCCCGCCCGGGGGGCCCCAAGCGCGCUCGGGGCCGUGGCGGAGAGCGGCCAAAGGCGGCCACAUGGGCCCGGGUGGUUCUGGAAGCAGGCGCGGCGGAAGUGAUGCUCCCAGAGCCAUCUGCACGGGGAGCGGGAGACGCGCCCCAGCUGGUGCGAGGCCCUGGCAGCCCCGGGAGCUGCCGUCUGCUGGGCUUUACUGCUGUCUACGUUGAAACACGGCUCGGGAAAGGACGGGAGGGGGGUCGGUGGCACGGUGCCAGUCCCGGUUCUCCUGGCCUUCUCGUUCCUUUCUCCUCCUCCUCCUCCUCCCUGCUCCCUCCAAUGCUUUAAAGUCACAUUUCCAGGCCAGACAUAGAAUUAAUCUCUGGGCACUUCACAUUGCUGGCAGCGCAAAGCAGGAUGUGGGAUCUUUUUUUCUCUCUCUCUGCGUCUUGGCUGACUUUUUUACCUCUCGAAGAAUUUGGAAGGGCCGUGAGAUUCCCCCCACCCCCCCUCGCCUCAGUGCCGUGCAGUUUUUCAGCACGCUGAUCACCCUGCUGUGGCUUCACCCUAAUAGAUUUCAUAUGCUGACACAGUUGACAUCAGUACCAAACUAUUUUACAUGUGAUCUGGUGUAUUUCCUGAGGAAAUCUGCAAGAUAUUUAUUAAGAACUAAUAAAAUAAACCUCUCCAUGAGCUUUUAGGUAGUUUUCAAUUUUUCAUGUCUCUCUCGUUUCCUCUUAUCAAUGAGUUUCUAUUUUCUCCCUCCUCUCUGACCAUUGCAGAAGGAAACAAAAAUAAAUGUUUUAAACCGUUCCUGAAUGGACACUGGGAAUAUUUCUGUAGUGAUGUAUUAGCAAAGUCGUAUUUUUAGGGCUGUAUUGUCAAGACUAAAAAUAUCCCGCUGCAUGCAUCCUUUUUAUAGGGCUUUGUGUGUGUGUGUGUGUGUGUGUGUGUGUGCUGAGCGUUGUACAAGUUUGCACCAAUGUGCAAAGGUCUUUGUACUACUGCAGCGUUGCCUCCCCAUCACAGCUGGACUCCAUUAGGCCUUGGAAAUUAGUGUAAUCCUGGUUAAGAAAGGGAAAAAAAAAAUUAAAAAAAAAAAUUAAUCAAUCUCGCAGAGCCGCGUUUCCCCAGCUGAGCCAGGAUACCUGCGUGGCAGCCGCGCUCCAAAGGGCUCCAGCAGCCGGGGUUUUGCCAUGGCUUUCCUGCCACGGAGGGUGUUCCCUGAUGGAGAGCAGCGGCUCUGCUCUCCCUGCUUCCCCUGGAGCAGCCGGGCUCAGGCAGGACGGGCCGUGGGCUGCAGUCACCCAGUGGGUUCUGCUCAGUUGUCACAGCUGGGAAGCCUCUGGGGCUGUGCUGUGCUGGCAGCAGGGAGCAGGCUGGAUGCUUCGCGUUCUCAGAGGGAUUUUCUGCCUUUCUGCCAUUUGUGUCUCCUUCAAUUAAGUGCGAUUGGAACAGAGAGAACCAAAGGUGGGCGCCGGGCUGCGAAGCCGCCUCCCCUCUGUGCUGGUUGCGGGGGGACCUCUGUGCCGCGCUGGGGGGCGGCUCUGCUUCUCCGUCACGUGUGAUUGAUGCAGCCCUUUCCAAACACCAUUUCCCCUCCGGCUGGCGUCCGUGGAUCCCGGCGUGGCGCUGUGGCCGUCACUCCUGUCCCCAGCAGCAGCCUUGCGUCACGGGUGGUGGGAGCAGCGGCUGACGGGGGCCCUGACGGCCGGGCCAGCGCCGUGCGCAUGGUACACGCUCUGCGCUCCCCCUCCAUCCUCUCCGUGUGCUCGCGGGCUCCUCGCCGUAGCUUUCCUGUCUGCUGCUGUCUGGAGAGCCACAGCCUCUCUGCUUCCUGUAGAGCAGUUCAGCAAAAGCAGUAAUUAGGGCCCGUAAAAAUUUAUUUUAUUAGCGAGAAGUGUUGGUGGGUAAUUGGCCAUAAUUUGAACCCAGCCAGAUUGGAGAUUAAUAAAAAAAAUUUCAUAUAUAUAUAUAUAUGUAUAUAUAUACACAUAUUAAAAAAAAAAACCAAACCACAGAGAGAUCUUUUUACCAGAAACACCAGGGCUAUGAGCUGGAAACCCUUCCUGAGACGGGUGGGACAGGACGGGCUGGCGGCUGCAGAGAGGGCGGCCAGCAGCGAGCGCCCGUGCUGUACCCGUCCUUGAGGGUGUUUGACACUGGCAUGGGAAGAAAGGAAACCUUGUUUUCCAAGAACUCUGUUCUUUCUCAGCUUGAUAAGCAUUUAAAAUAAAAGCUGCACAAUUGGAAUUGGCAGAGCAUCCUCAUUCUUUUGUCUGUCUGUUUAUUUUUUUCCCCUCAUCCCUCGACAUGUGUGCUACAGCCCAGGGUUACUACACCCCGUGGAACCACAGGCCUGGAACUCUGCAGGCGCGCGCUGAGCUCUGCCCACCCCCAGCCUGGCUCUUUGAAGCCUGGCAGAGCAACAGAGAUCCAGCCCCGACCCUGGCAGCCUCCUGAUGGCCAGGGCACUGAAAUCUUUGACAAAACAUGAGUUCUCAGCCCCUUUCA